GCGGCCGCCACAAGCGCCGCGCAUUGCCACAUAAAUUGAAUCGUGCACGCGUACUUAUUGUUUACUAUACAAAUAACAGCAAAUAUUUAGUUUUCUGCAGUAUGAUAGCUAUAUAACACAGAGUGUAUUGCGAAUUUUAAUUGUUUAUAGACUUUUGUUUAUGAAGUAAACAUGUGUGUUAGUGUUAUUCUAUUUGGGAUUGUACUUUUGUUGGUGAUUGUACUUGCAAUAUUUCACUAUGGCACGAACGGAAGAAAGUAUUGGAACGUCAGAAAUGUUCCAUACAGAGAACCUUGUCCAAUAUUCGGAAACUUUGGUGCAACAUUAACAAUGCGUCGCAGUUAUACGAAAAUGCUACAGCUAUUUUACGAUCAAUUUCGAGAUAAAAGAUACGUCGGCAUUUUCCAAGCGAGAAGACCUGCCUUAUUUUUGAUAGACUUAGAUUUAGUGAAGACAGUACUUUCAAAAGAGUUUCCAAAUUUUAGUGAUCGGAUUUCAGUCGCCACAGAUACACGUCGAGAACCACUUUUGCGGAAUGUAGCCAACAUGAGCGGUUCUGAAUGGCAGAAAAUGCGCCACAUUAUAACGCCCACAUUUUCCUCAGCUAAAAUGAAAGCUAUGUUCCCUUUAGUGGCCGAUUGUGCAAAAACACUAAAAGCCACUCUUGCUUUCGAGUCAUUUGAAGAUAUUGAGGUUCCGAAGUUAAUGUGUCGUUUCACUACCGACGUUAUUGGAAGCUGUGCAUUCGGUGUUGAUCCUGGCUCCCUCAAAGACAGCCAAUCACCAUUUUUAAUUAUGUCGCAAAAGAUGUUCAAAGCAGACCGUACAACUAUAUUGAAACGGUACUGUCGUACAUUUUUCCCACGAAUAUUCAAACUUUUAAAUCUCAAAACCUACUCAUUGGACGUUGAAGUAUUUUUUACUAAUAUAAUUAAACGAGUCCUAACAGAAAGACGAAAGACUGGCGAGCAGCGAAGUGAUUUUCUUCAACUUAUGCUAAAUGUGCAAAAAACUGAAACAGGAUUUCCUAUGACCGAUGAAUUAAUAACAUCAAAUUCUUUUAUAUUUAUGUUAGCUGGCCUAGAAACGUCGGCAACUACAUUAUCGUUCUGUUUGUAUGAGCUAGCGCAAGAUCAAGAUCUGCAAAACAAGUUAAGAAAUGAAAUAGUUGAAUGCUUCGAUCGUUUUAACGGCUUAAAUUAUGAAGCUGUUUGUGCGAUGCGUUUAGUCACUCAAACAUACUUAGAAACAUUAAGAAUGCAUCCACCGACACCACUCACUACCCGGCUGUGUACAGCUCCUUGCACAUUGCCUGGCACCGAUUUGAAAAUGAAAGCGCGAGAUGCGCUUCUUGUCCCAAUACAUUGUAUUCAAAGGGAUCCCAAGUAUUUUUCCAAUCCUGAUAAAUUUGAUCCAGACCGAUUUCAAGAUGAUUUGAAUCCGACGGGCUUCAUUGCGUUUGGUGAAGGACCUAGGAGCUGUCCAGGUGCCCGUUUCGCGCAGUUGAUGGUGGCAGCUGGUCUUGCAACGGUCCUUCAAAAUUUCACCGUUGAGCCUUGCGCAAGAACUACUCCCAAUAUUCACUAUGACACUAGGAGCGUCAUGCUCAAAAAUAAAGGUAGCAUUUGGCUAAGAUUUAGACCGCUCGAAUAAUUGAAUAUGCAAUGAGGAAAUCUGUUAAUUAUCACUUAUACCAAAAACAUUUGAAUAUAAAUAUUUGGUAAUUGGAAUGAAGUAAGGAAAAACAGGCGAGAAGAAAUCACACAGAUGACCAAAGAUAUCACAAAUAUUCAGACAACAUAUAAUGGACGUGACAAUCAACAAAGAAUACGAAGAAUAAAUAAUCAAGACGAAUUAUAUUACAUACGUAAAGAUUGUUUACAAAAAAUAUGAGUGGUAGCUUAAAGUUUAAAUUAAAUUUAUAGUGGAUAAAUACAUCACGUAUUUAUUAAAUUUUCAGUAUUAUUGCUCUAAUAAACCUCGAUAAUGUAUACCAGCAGUAGGUACAAUGAUAAAUCUUAUCUGACAUUACUGAAAUAUUGUUUUUAUUUAGAACUUAAUCGAUCGAUGAUGAACGUUUAUGAUUUAAUAUAAAUUAAUUACAUCAUUAUCAGUUUUGCAAUUUAAAAAGUCUUAUAUUGGCAUAGAGUAUAUAAUUAAUCGAAGUUUAUUGAUUUUUACGUAAAAUUAUGAAAAAUAUUAGGACUGAAUAUGUACCUAAGUAAUUUUAAGCUAUGUUUAUACUUUGUAGAUUAUUGUAGUACAUUUAAAGGGAUACUUAAUUUAAUAAUAAGAUAAUUAUCAAUCUCAA
This is a messenger RNA of Vanessa atalanta (red admiral), 2311 nucleotides long. Its product is annotated as cytochrome P450 6a2-like. Lineage: Eukaryota; Metazoa; Arthropoda; Insecta; Lepidoptera; Nymphalidae. The transcript is spliced from 2 exons. The record is from RefSeq and is a predicted model, not a curated record. The coding region runs from base 172 to 1653 and encodes 493 amino acids. Gene Ontology annotation, molecular function: iron ion binding; heme binding; monooxygenase activity.